Messenger RNA from Racocetra fulgida, 435 nucleotides. The record is from the annotation of a GenBank genome assembly. Lineage: Eukaryota; Fungi; Glomeromycota; Glomeromycetes; Diversisporales; Gigasporaceae.
AUGGGUAAUAAAGUAUCAUUUCUAGACUUAGAAUUAGAAAUGUGCAUAAAAUUAUCAUCUGUUAAUAAAGCUUAUGCAUGUGUUUCUAUAAAACCGUAUGAUAAACCUACGAACAUUCAUGCUUAUACAGAUACUGAAUCUUAUUAUCCUUAUAAUUAUCGUUACUCUUGGAUUCAAGGCGAAAAUAUUCGUCUUAUUCGAAAUUCGGAUAAAGAUUUUUCUUACGAAAAAGCACUAUAUGAAUUCAAGUACUUUUUGGAAAAUAGAAGAUAUCCGAAAGUUGAAAUUAAUAAGCAUCUAAGGCUUAACAACUACUCUGACUGGAAUGACUUAUUAUUAGUCAGGGACUUUAAAAAAGAUUUUAUAAGUCAAAUUGAUUUUAUCAUACCUGUACAAAAUACUCCAAGAAAGGUAAAUGAUGAGGCCCACCGAAAG